AUGGCUACAAUUGGAAUGUGUGAAACACCCGGUUGCAAGUCCAUUGCACAGUUACAAUGCCCAACAUGUAUAAAACUUGGGAUUCAGGGCUCGUUCUUUUGCAACCAGGACUGUUUUAAAAAGUCUUGGAAGUGGCACAAAGUUAUUCAUUCGCUAGCGAAGGGUGAAAGUACAGAUGGGUCCAACGUUGAUUAUAAUCCGUGGCCUUCAUAUAAUUUUACGGGGAAGUUAAGGCCGUACCCUCCAGGAUUAAAGAGGACGGUGCCUCCCCAUAUACAACGGCCGGAUUACGCAGACCAUCCCGAAGGAGACCCAGUUUCUGAGAAUGCUGUUAAAGGCUCUGGCCAGAUCAAAGUGCUGGACGAAGAAGAGAUCGAGGGAAUGAGAAUAGCUUGUCGUCUUGGCCGCGAAGUUCUGGAUGAAGCCGCCAAAGUUUGUGAUGUUGGUGUAACAACUGAUGAAAUUGAUAGAGUCGUGCAUGAGGCAUGUGUUGAACGGGAGUGCUACCCAAGUCCACUUAACUAUCACAACUUUCCAAAUAGCUGCUGCACAUCUGUCAAUGAAGUUAUUUGUCAUGGAAUACCCGAUUUACGUCCAUUAGAGGAUGGUGACCUAUGUAAUGUAGAUGUUACAGUCUAUCAUAGAGGGUUUCAUGGUGAUCUUAAUGAGACAUUCUUUGUUGGCAAAGUGCCAGAAUCCAGUAGGAAACUGGUGCAAGUCACAUACGAGUGUCUUCUAAAGGCAAUAGACAUUGUUAAACCAGGUGAAAAGUAUAGGGAAAUAGGCAAUGUUAUUCAAAAGCAUGCACAAGCUAAUGGUCUCAGUGUGGUACGCUCAUACUGCGGUCAUGGUAUACACAGACUGUUCCAUACAGCACCAAAUGUUCCACAUUAUGCCAAGAACAAAGCAGUAGGCGUGAUGAAGCCUGGCCACUGUUUCACAAUUGAGCCAAUGAUCAACGAAGGUGGAUGGCGCGAUGAGCAGUGGCCGGAUCAUUGGACAGCUGUCACAGCUGAUGGCUCACGGUCCGCUCAGUUUGAGCAGACCCUUCUAGUUACUGAGACUGGUUGCGAUAUACUUACAAAGCGAGAUGUCGGCUACCCAUGGUUCAUGGACCAACUGGAGAAACUGAAUGCAAAUUCU
This is a messenger RNA of Iphiclides podalirius (scarce swallowtail), 1143 nucleotides long. Lineage: Eukaryota; Metazoa; Arthropoda; Insecta; Lepidoptera; Papilionidae. The record is from the annotation of a GenBank genome assembly.